This is a messenger RNA of Zasmidium cellare ATCC 36951, 1350 nucleotides long. RefSeq lists its product as uncharacterized. NCBI's taxonomy places the organism in Eukaryota, Fungi, Ascomycota, Dothideomycetes, Mycosphaerellales, Mycosphaerellaceae. Bases 1 to 1350 code for a protein of 449 amino acids. The transcript has 3 exons. Gene Ontology annotation, molecular function: zinc ion binding; DNA binding. Gene Ontology annotation, biological process: DNA-templated transcription. The record is from RefSeq and is a predicted model, not a curated record.
AUGGCCAGUGUGCCGGGGAUUCCAGGCUCCUUUGUGCAGAUACUGAAAGAUAUCUACUUUGAGACGAUGUUCAAUGCACACCUAGUGCUCCAUCAAAAGCGAUUCGAAGCUGCACUGGCUGCCGGUAGAGUUCCAGACCAUUUGGUUUUAAGUAUCUUCUACCAUGACAGCAAUGGCCGUGCCACUCUGAAGGAAGAUGGCUUCAUGAUCGAUUGGGCAACCCGGGCCGGCAAACUGGUCUUCGCUGCAGCGGAGGAAUUACAGGAGUACAACAUGGUGACUCAUUCCAUACUGACAAUAUUCUGGGCUUCACAAGGCCAAUGGCGGCGUGCCGUGCUUCACAAGCUUGCCGCGUUCGCACAGAUCCAUGUCAUUGGCCUCCACCCCAAGUGCUCUUCCCAGGAGCAGCAGUGGCAAGCGGAGCUGCGACGACGACGCUUCUGGGCAUGCUACUGCAUGGAUUGUCAUUCAUCGUUGGAUCUCCACCUCACGCACUCUUUAUCUGAUCCGUCAAGCGUGCCUUUGCCGUGGCCAGAGAGCAACUUCAAUGCGGAGAAGAUGCCUUCCUCGAACGUCAUGCUGCACUACGAUCCGUCUCAGCCAUGCGGAAUCUAUGCGGCGGCAAUGCAGGCUCUGAAUUUGUGGUAUUUCAGCUCUGAAGAUGUCAUAGUGAUCAACGGGCUAACCACUGUCUCUCUGAACGCUAGGGUGACAAGCUUGUCGGCUGUAAGACCAUGCCCUUCCAACACGGAUCGCAUGACCAACGCAACUCUAUACGAAAUCGACGGACAACUCUCGCGCUGGUGGACAGUCAACCCGUAUAAUCUGACUAGAAACUCCAUCGCGGCCUGGCCAGACCACGAGCUAUCGAAAGUCCUCAUGAUCAACUUCGUCUAUCAUCAGAGUUUUGUGGCCAUACAUGCUACGCGCGUGCCUCUCUUUUGCGGCAUUCGACUCGGCUCAGACGAUGUCACAUCUUCUAGUGCUCGCCUGGUUUCCGCACAGGUGGCAUUGAAUCAUGCCACUUCCAUAUGUGACUUGGCAUGGCUGAUAAUGUCGUCCAAGAAAAAGAUGAUUCGUAGCCUACCUAACAUGGUUGCCUAUGCUCUGUACUGUGGCUGUAUCAUCCAGCUGCCUUUCUUGCAUUGCACUGACGCUGGUGUGCAGGCAGAUGCACAUGCUCGAGUCGAGGCCACUCUUGGUCUCCUGGAAGAACUGGGAGCAUUUUGGAGGGGACCCACCAUCAUGUCUGAGCUAAUCGAAGAUACAGAAGAGGUACAUCUCUAUCGUCAAGCAGGUGCAUCUGGAAAGCGGCGCGUUCAUAAGCAACGAACCGAGACAUCUUUAUGA